This is a messenger RNA of Hipposideros armiger (great roundleaf bat), 2320 nucleotides long. It is a transcript of the gene ACADL, whose product is annotated as acyl-CoA dehydrogenase long chain. Gene Ontology annotation, biological process: carnitine metabolic process, CoA-linked; fatty acid beta-oxidation using acyl-CoA dehydrogenase; long-chain fatty acid catabolic process. Gene Ontology annotation, cellular component: mitochondrion; cytoplasm. Lineage: Eukaryota; Metazoa; Chordata; Mammalia; Chiroptera; Hipposideridae. Bases 55 to 1188 code for a protein of 377 amino acids. The record is from RefSeq and is a predicted model, not a curated record. The transcript has 10 exons. Gene Ontology annotation, molecular function: long-chain fatty acyl-CoA dehydrogenase activity; flavin adenine dinucleotide binding.
AGAGUAUCCAAAAGGUCGUGUCCACCUCCCCUGUCACCCUUCCCUGUCCCAGCUAUGGCUGCACUCCUCUUCCGUGGGUCCCUGCGCUUGGGGGUCGGCUUAUGCGCGCCGUGUCCAUUGCGGUCCGCGAGAUGGGAGAAAGCUGGAGAAGUGUCUAGAGAGCUUUGGGAAAAAGCUGGAAAACAAGGACUGCUCGGUAUCAACACUGAAGAGCAUCAUGGUGGCGUCGGUGGGGACUUGUACUCAGCAGCCGUUGUCUGGGAGGAGCAAUCAUAUUCAAAUUGUACAGGCCCAGGGUUCAGUAUUCAUUCAAAUAUUGUAAUGCCCUACAUUACGAGCUAUGGCUCAGAAGAACAAAUUAAGCGCUUCAUCCCCCAGAUGACUGCAGGGAAAUGUAUCGGCGCUAUAGCAAUGACAGAGCCCAGUUCUGGAAGUGAUUUGAAAGGAAUACGAACAAAUGCCAAAAAGGAUGGAAGUGACUGGAUUCUAAAUGGAAGCAAGGUAUUCAUCUCUAAUGGGUGGCUAUGCGACGUUGUGUUGGUACUGUCAGUCACGAGUCAUGAGACUCGCUCUCCUUCCCAUGGCUUUAGCUUUUUUCUGGUGGAAAAUGGAAUGAAAGGAUUUAUCAAGGGACGAAAGCUACAAAAAAUGGGACUAAAAGCCCAGGAUACUGCAGAAUUAUUCUUUGAAGAUGUACGGUUGCCAGCAAGUGCCCUACUUGGAGAAGAGAAUAGAGGCUUCUAUUACGCCCGGCAACAGCUUUCACAGGAAAGGCUACUAAUUGCUGACUUUGGAGUUUCAGCCAGUGAAUUCAUGUUUGAAGAAACCAGGAACUACGUUAAACAAAGAAAAGCUUUUGGGAAAACACUUGGACAUAUGCAGACAGUACAGCAUAAGCUAGCAGAAUUAAAAACACGCAUCUGUGUAACCAGAGCUUUUGUGGACAGCUGUCUCCAGCUGCAUGAAGAGAAACGUCUGGACCCCGGCACCGCUGCCAUGGCGAAAUAUUGGGCAUCUGAGGUACAAAACAGUGUUGCCGCUGACUGUGUACAGCUCCAUGGAGGCUGGGGAUACAUGUGGGAGUACCCAAUUUCAAAAGCUUAUGUGGAUGCCCGAAUUCAGACAAUCUAUGGUGGUGCCAAUGAAAUAAUGAAGGAGCUGAUUGCAAAGGAUAUCAUCCAUGACUAACAGACAUCUGCCCACAUCCUGGAAUCCUAUUACGACUAAUCUGGUUUUAAAUCUACUCAAAACAAAACGCAACCUGGAGAGGGAGGAAACACUAAACAUGUUUUUGUAUGCUGUCUUAUAGAGAAAGAAACCAAAUGCAAAUAUAAGAUUAACACAGUGGGAGGAGAAAUCUUUGAAUCCAAGAUUCUAAAAUUCCCCAACAUAAGGUUUAAAUGUUAAUUUUUUUUUUGUAUAGUUAAAAGGCAAAGAUUUCCUGAUUCUAGAAGCCUUACUGUUUCAUUUACCCCAAAAAUUCUUAGAAAACAGAAUUUAUUAAAUGUUUAAAAUUGAGGCAGAAAUACUUUUGUUAUACUAUAAAAUCAUUAACAAUACAGCGCAUUGACAUUGAAAGGAAAAGAAAUAUAAUUUAGAAUACAAAAUAAUUUCAGCUAUGUUUUGCUCUAAAUUCCCCAGAACAGUGGAAUUCUACCACCCCACCCUAAGCCUCUGUUCUUAAGUCAUGGAACCCUUUCUUCAAACUGAGAAAGUUUAUGCAGAGAGUCCCUGUUACAUGCAGAUGAAUGAACUCUAGUUGAAACAGGAAGCCUUCCCAGCACUUAGCUAAGCAUUUGCCUAACCCCACUAGAGAAUGUCAUUGGUUCUGUCAUCUACUGACACUUGGACUUUCAACAGAUUUCCAUCUUAGUUUUACAGGAGAACACAGAAUAAUUCAUUAUCCUUUAGUUUUAAGAUUUUGGUAUAUUUUAUAUGUAUCAAAAGAGUGACUUUUAUUGUAGAACAGUGUACUUUUAAAAUUAAUUCAAUAAAUAUUUUAUGUCUUCUAUACUCCAGGCUGUUAAAAAUAUGAUGGCAAAUGAAACUGGCAAGGUUCGCUAAUGGGUGAAUAAAUAAGUUAUAAUUAAAAAAGAAGUAAAUAAACAAGUUCAAACCAUGAUAAGUGCAAUAAAAGGGAGAAAGUAAGCAUUUAAAAUAGGAAAGUGAGGUAACGGCGUUCGAUUUGAGACUAAAAGUAAUUAUAAUUAAACAAAAAUAAAGCAUUAAUUUAAUUUGUAAAGACUUGGGAUCAUUUCAGUACUUGUUUUCCUUUGCAUAUACUGGUGAGACAGUGAAUAAAGUAGUUUUUACAAGGAAA